Aplosporella prunicola CBS 121167 is the source of this 417-nucleotide messenger RNA. RefSeq lists its product as uncharacterized. The coding region runs from base 1 to 417 and encodes 138 amino acids. The record is from RefSeq and is a predicted model, not a curated record. NCBI's taxonomy places the organism in Eukaryota, Fungi, Ascomycota, Dothideomycetes, Botryosphaeriales, Aplosporellaceae. The transcript has 2 exons.
AUGCUCCUCAGCCACAUCGUGUUCUUCGCCUCCGCCGCGCUCGCGACGCCGCUCCUCCCGCGCGGCGAGCAAGUCGUCUCCGGCGACGAAGUCACCGACACCAAGUGCCUCGACACGAGCGCCUCCCUCGACACGCACGAAACCAACGUCGCCCUCCUCAACAUCUGCGGCGGCAUAGCCGGCAGCAUCCAAAAGUGCGGGGGCCGGCCGAGCGCCACGACCGGCGAGGAAGGGCGCAGCCGCUUCGACCUGCAGGCCACGGAGGCGGACGCCGGCGCGCAGAUCAACAUCUCCAAGGGCCGCUGGGAGCGCUGCGUCAAGGCGGCGAGGUUGACGUGCCCGACUGGCACGUUUAUGAGCACGUGCGUGGGCGGCGCGACGAGUGGUGAUGUGCAAUUUAUGCUUAGUGAGGCGUGA